Dendronephthya gigantea is the source of this 2253-nucleotide messenger RNA. Its product is annotated as mitotic spindle assembly checkpoint protein MAD1-like. Gene Ontology annotation, biological process: mitotic spindle assembly checkpoint signaling; attachment of mitotic spindle microtubules to kinetochore. Gene Ontology annotation, cellular component: mitotic spindle; kinetochore; nuclear envelope. The coding region runs from base 246 to 2171 and encodes 641 amino acids. NCBI's taxonomy places the organism in Eukaryota, Metazoa, Cnidaria, Anthozoa, Malacalcyonacea, Nephtheidae. The transcript has 20 exons. The record is from RefSeq and is a predicted model, not a curated record.
CUCAUGUCUGGUCGCCAUGUUGGAUAUUGUGGCCGCGUAUGAGUUGGACGCCUGGUGACGAGGUGCUCUGGCAUAUCUGAAAUCUAACCUUCACCAGUAACCACCAUUGAUGCUUCAGGACGCAGGCAAGCAACAAGACGACCAGUUCGCUUGCUAAAAGAAGUUCUGAAGAUCGCGAGAAAGAUGUAGCUCUGUUGUAUGCAAAAGGAAAGAUAUCACAGCUAGAAAAUGAAUCUAAACUCUUGAUGACUGAGCGAAAACGAGCGAGAAUUGAAUACGAUAAAGAGAGUGAAAUACAUCAAGCAAACCUAAGAAGAGAGAUUGAAAAGAACUCAGAAUUACAACAACAGUUAAAAUAUGUUGUUGAUGAAGAGAAAAAUGUCAGGGAAGAAUUGAGAAGAACGAGGAAGGAAUUUGAUGAAUAUAAGAAGAAAUCAGAAGAAAGAAUUCAUGGAUUGCAACAACAAAAGAUGAAAAUGAACUCGGAAAUGGAAGGGUGUAAAGAAAGUUCUUGGAGACAACUAGCUGAGACAAGAGAACAAUUGAAAAGACAAGAAACUGAGAAUGUAAUUACUCAGAACAAACUUGAGUAUAGUGAAAAUAAACUGGACUACUACAAGAAGCUCUAUUCAGAAGUGAGUAAGCAUGUCGAAGAACUUCAACAGUCUCAUACAAAAUGUGAAGGAGCUGAACACAGAGUUAAGGAAUUGGAGGAAAAGCUUGCUCGAUGUGAAGAGGCUGCAGAGGUUGCUAUGACAAUGCAGAGUCAAAUCUCCAAAUAUUACAAAAUUGAAUGUGAAAACUCAAAACUAAAGGAAGAAAAUGCUUAUUUAAAGGCUACAAACAAGAGCAAUUUGUUACUCAAAGAAAAACUGUAUGGUUGUGAAAAUAAGUUAAAACGAGCUGAAGAAAAACUCAAAAAUCUUUCUCAAGUUGAAGUUGAAUGUGAAAGACAACGAGCUUUUAUGAGGAAAUGGGAAGUUGAAGGAGUUGAUACCACAAUAGGAUCUCCUGAUGAAUUACUGCAAGAAAUCUCUAGACUUCAGAAAGCUCAGGUCGUGUUAUUGCAAAAGCAUGGACAAGCAUCAACAAGUGCUCGAAUAAGUUCAGAAGGACUACGACUGCAAUCUCAAGAACUUCUGGAUUUGAAAUUGAGGCUCUCUGAUAUAGAAGAAAAAUAUAAGGAAAAGAACGAGCAGAUGAAAAGAUUGAAUAAACUUUUAUCUCUUGUCACCACAGAAAGAAAUGGAUGUAGACGAUUAUUAAGUUCGUACGACAGUGGAGAUUCUACAAAUUAUGCAACACAACUUACAAGUCGCGUACAGCAUGCCGAGGAACAGCUGCAAGCUUGUAAUAGUCACAUUGAGAAAUUGGAGAAUGAUCUGAAGAUGUCCAUUGAGAGAAAUAGCGAAGAGACUAUAAAAUACAACAAGUUAAAGAUUGAAUACGAUGUUCUUAUGAAGCAAAGUGAUGUUGUUAAGGGCCGUCCAUCUAACCUGGAACAGGAGAAGUUGCAAGAAGUAAUUGAAAAGCUUCAGUUGGAAAACAAAGAACUUUUGGAGAAAUUGGAAAUACUUCAGACGAGAAUUGAACAACGAAAUCUACAGGGUGAUUUUGAUCCAAGCAAGGUAAAGGUGGUGCAUUUCUCUCAAAAUCCGUUUACACAUGCGCGUCAAUUGAGAACUGUCGAGGUUCAACAUCUACGAGAUGAAUGCGAAAAAUUGAGAAAAAAAGUUAAAGCUUUAGAAGAAGAUGACAAAUUAAAACCAUCAAAGGUUGAGCAGAUUGUCAUCGAUGAAUCAAGUCCCAGUGAAGUCAGAGACUUACAAGCUCAGGUGUCUAGCGCUGAAAGAAAGAACAAAAGAUUGAAGGAGGUUUUUGCCCAGAAAAUUCAGGAAUUCAGAGAAGCUUGUUAUUCGAUGACUGGUUAUCGUGUUGAUGUCGUUCAGGAUCAGCAAUACAAGUUGCAAUCGAUGUAUGCAGAACGAUCUUCAGAUCAUCUUUUGUUCCAGUGCAAUGCUAAUGGGAAAACAAUGUUACUAGAAACUGAUUUCUCUCUUCGAGUUAAGAAUCUUAUUGACCAAUAUCUAAUGCAGUGUAAUUCAAUACCAGCAUUCCUAAGCAGCGUUACAUUAGAACUCUUUGAAAGACAAACACAAAUGAUGAAUUAACAUAAUCAGAAACGCUUAUGUGAGGAUAAUCUCGUUUUGGUGGGCUUUUUAUCGCGACUCGUGGCCUAUUAACGAAAACUCU